Messenger RNA from Exophiala dermatitidis NIH/UT8656, 1174 nucleotides. RefSeq lists its product as uncharacterized. The transcript has a single exon. The coding region runs from base 270 to 1088 and encodes 272 amino acids. The record is from RefSeq and is a predicted model, not a curated record. NCBI's taxonomy places the organism in Eukaryota, Fungi, Ascomycota, Eurotiomycetes, Chaetothyriales, Herpotrichiellaceae.
CGAGAGGCAAGCCUCUUGAUUUCCUAAAGCGUAAUGUUCACAUUAGAGCCUGAUUUUGAGACCCCGAGCCCGUCCGUGAGUUUCCAAGCAUUUCGGGUUGAAAAAUGCACUGUCGGGACACACACCAUACUAUGGCUGUAGAGUCUUUCUGUGUCGGGCCGGGGACCAGAGCACUAUGAUUUCUUCGCAAUUUCUCUCGACAGUUCAACGUUAGACAAUCUAUAGAAAUGUACAGAACAGUCAGCAAACGGCUUUGGAGGACUUAGAGCAUGCUUUCCGGGUAUAUCGAUCCAUCUCCCGGACCACGGCCGGGCGCGGACGCGGGCACAGAGACUGGUUUCACGGGGUGUGCUGUUUCCACAACAGAAGAAAAGACAACGACGAACAGCUUGUCCAGCUAUUUGACUUCCCGCAUCAAAGUCGAUCUACUCAUCGAGAUUCACCUGUUGGUUCUGACACUCAGCACGGGGAUCCAAGAUGCCAUCAGCUUUCCGGACUUUGCAUGCUUCGCCUCGAAUCAGACAGGAAACACGGUGCUGCUGGCCGUCGGACUGGCAGGGUACAAUGGAGGCUUCUUUCAUUUUGAUAUCAUAGGCAUCAGUCUCGCACUCUUCGUGGCCGGUGCAGCGUUGACCGGCCACAUCGGCCAUGCGGUUGGCUCCCGUCGACGCGUCUGGUUGCUCUGGACCAACAUUGUACAGACGGCCAUGGUCUUUGGAGCGGCUGCCAUACAGUUUUCGCACGGCGUGCAGGAGACGGGGAGUUGGGCACAGGCCGCCAUCGCCCUUCUGGCUUUUGCUUCGGGCGCUCAAGUUGGCGCCAGUCGUGCAAUGCAGAUUCCGGAAAUCACUACCGCAAUGGCCACCGCGGCUUGGGUCGACUUGGUCAUCGAUGCCAAUAUUCUGGUGCUGAAGAAUCGCCCGCGGAACCGGCGUGUUUUCUUUCUCGCCUUCCUCGUGGCCGGAAGUUUCAUGGGCGCAUUCAUGAGGUUGAGGAUCGGGUCCGCUUGGGCUCUUGUCGUUUCAGCAUUGGGGAAGCUCUUGGCUACUUUGAUGUUGCUGUUCAGCAGGGCAGAUGAGAGAGGUUGAAGUCGAUACAUACGUUGAUCCUGCUGAGGAAACUAUAAUAAUAAGAAUGACUGCGAAACACGCAAACUAUACUUUGUCUUAUUAAC